AUGGGUGUAAAGAAGAAGAAAGAAAUGCAAGUAACUGCGCUGACCAUUUGCCAUCAAGACCUUGAAACUUUGAGAUCUUUGGCUGAUGUGGAAGGAAAGAAUCUAGCUUCUUUGCUGUUACACUGUGUACAGCUCACGGAUGGAGUGUCACAAAUCCAUUAUGUUAAACAGAUUGUGCCUUUACUGGAGAAGGCAGAUAAAAAUGGCGCAUGUGAUCCCACUAUUCGAAGUUGUUUGGAUAUUUUAGCAGGCAUUUAUCUUUCUUUGAGUGUAAAGAAUCCGUUGAAGAAGGUCUUGGCAAGCUCACUAGAUGGCCUACCUGAAUUUUUCCUAACUGAGGCUAUACAAAGUUUUACUUCUCGUCUUCAGGAAGAAUUGAAUACUACUGAUCUAUAUUCUUAUAGGAAAGUAACUGACAAUAUAUCUUCCUGUAUGGAAAACUUUGACUUGGGUAGAGCAGGAGUUAAUAAUCUUCUUAAAAAUGUGCUUCAUUUUCUGCAGAAGAGUUUAAUUGAAAUCUCAGAAGAAAAUAGAAAAUUUGCUGGAAAUCAUAUAGUUCAAACGCAGUUGAUGAAUGACUUGUUGGUAGGCACUAGAGUUUCAGUGAUGUUAGUGCAGAAAAUACAAGACUUUCAGAGAAUUCAUUUGAAGACUUCCGGUUCUCCCACAUGGCAAAGUAUGUGUGGAUUACUGAGUAUUUUCACCAAGUUUUUAAGCGAUGAUGACCUCUUACAGACAAUUCAGAGUACGUCUGGAUUAGCUGUUAUUCUUUUUAUUAAGGCUAUGUUUCAUCCCCCUGAAAAGAUUCCUGAUUUGAUUAGUAAUUUGCUUCUCCGUUCAGUGGACUGCAUCAGCAUCCCCGACUGGUUUUUGAACUGCUGCAGGAGCCUCUGUUGUACUGAUGUCUCGCAGUCAACUCUCUUAUUCCUGUGUCAGGGGACACUCACCAUGUUGGACUGGCAGAAUGGAAAUAUGGGCCUGAGUGGGGAGGCCCUGCUCUUGAAUAUUGUGCAUGUCUUGUUCACCUUGAGUUCACAGAUCAAGGAAUCAACUCUGGAAUUGUUUCUGUCUAGAAUUUUGGCAUCCUGGACUAAUUCAGCCAUACAUGUCCUUGAAUCAAGUUCCCCAAGCCUAAAGGACAGUCUGAAUGGAAAUUCAAGUGUAGUUGGGAGACUUUUAGAAUACGUCUAUACCCACUGGGAACAUCCACUGGAUUCUUUGAGACACCAAACCAAAAUUAUAUUCAGAAAUAUUCUCCAAAUGCACCAGCUCACUAAAGAAAAGUCAGAUUCCAAAGCAUCAGGUUUGGCUGUGGAUCGUUUCAUCUGUGAUCUGACUGAAAGUCUUCUGCGAUUGGAAUGGCAUGUGAAAGGGAAAUACGCAUGCCUUGGUUGUUUAGUAGAUUACAUAGGAAUUGGACAUAUUUUGGCACUAGCUAAAACUAUUCCAUCACAAAUCUUAGAGGUGAUGGGAGACCAGUCCUUGGUACCUUAUGCAAGUGACCUCUUGGAAACCAUGUUCAGAAAUCACAAGAGUCAUUUGAAGUCCCAGGCUGUCGACAGUACUUGGAUUGAUGAGUGGCAUGAGACUUGGGUUUCUCCUCUCCUUUUUAUACUGUGUGAAGGAAAUCUGGAUCAGAAAUCUUAUGUGAUUGAUUAUUACUUGCCAAAAUUAUUGAACUGCAGCCCUGAAAGCUUAAGCUACAUGGUAAAGAUUCUUCAAACUUCUGCUGAUGCUAAAACUGGACAAGAACAAUCUUUUCCAUCCUAAGGGUCUUACAAUAGUAGAGGGGCUCUGGGAGCUUUGAUGGCAUGUCUACGAACAGCUAGAGCUCAUGGACAUCUUCAGUCUGCAACUGAUGCUUGGAGGAACCUUGUGUCCAGUGCAAGAAUAAAACAAGGCUUAAUUCAUCAGCAUUGCCAAGUACGGAUAGAUACAUUAGGCUUGCUUUGUGAAAGUAAUCGAAGCACAGAAAUCGUUUCCAUGGAAGAAAUGCAGUGGAUUCAAUUCUUUAUCACAUACAAUCUGAACAGUCAGUCCCCAGGAGUGCGACAGCAGAUUUGUUCUCUUCUUAAAAAGUUGUUUUGUAGGAUACAGGAAAGUUCUCAGGUGCUUUAUAAACUGGAGCAAAGUAGAUCCAAACAUGAAUCAGAUAAUGAGUUAACCAAACAGCACCCUUCUCUUUCUUUACAGCAAUAUAAGAAUUUCAUGUCAUCCAUUUGCAGCCGUCUUUUUGAAGCACUGUUUCCUGGGUCUUCCUACCCAACUAGAUUUUCAGCCUUAACCAUUUUAGGCUCAAUAGCUGAAGUUUUUCCUGUCCCAGAAGGUCAAGUCCAAACAGUGUAUCAGCUGAGUCAUGAUAUUGAUGUAGGUCGUUUCCAAACACUAAUGGAAUGUUUUACCAGCACUUUUGAAGAAGUGAAGAUUUUAGCAUUUGAUCUUCUAAUGAAGUUACCAAAAACAGUUGUACAAUUUCAGGAUUCAGAGAAACUGCAAGGCUUAUUCCAAGCAGCAUUGGAGCUCAGCUCAAGCACUAAACCGUACGACUGUGUGACAGCUUCCUACCUGUUGAACUUCUUAAUCUGGCAGGAUGCCCUGCCCUCAUCUCUGUCUGCCUCCUUACAAACUCAGCAAGCUGCAUGUGGAGAUGGAGAUAAGUCUGCUAUUGUGGUGGAGAGGAACACAUUAAUGGUUAUCAAAUGCUUGUUGGAAAAUCUUGAGGAAGAAGUAUCUCAGGCUGAAAAUUCUCUCCUUCAGGCAGCAGCAUCAUUUCCACUGUAUGGGCGAGUUCACUGUAUAACGGGAGCUUUGCAGAGGUUAUCUCUAAACAGCCUACGGUUGGUGAGCGAAUGGAGACCUGUGGUAGAGAAGCUCCUUUUGAUGUCUUACAGGCUUUCUGCUGUGGUGUCUCCGGUCAUUCAGAGCUCCUCCCCAGAAGGCCUCAUCCCAAUGGACACUGAUUCAGAGUCAUCAAGCCGCUUACAGACGAUUCUGAGUGAGAUUCAACCACGAGAUACUAAUGAUUACUUCACUCAAGCCAAAAUACUCAAAGAACGUGAUAGCUUUGAUUUGGAGGACUUGAAUGCCAGUGUGCCAAAUAUUGGUGCUUCAGCAGAGAUCAAAGGUAAAGAAAGAAAAACAUGUGAUGUAACUGCUCAGAUGGUGCUGGUAUGUUGUUGGCGAAGUAUGAAGGAAGUCGCUUUACUUUUAGGCACACUGUGCCAGCUUCUUCCCAUGCAGUCCAUGCCAGAAUCUUCCAAUGGCUUACUGACAGUGGAGCAGGUAAAAGAAAUAGGAGAUUACUUUAAACAACACCUCUUACAGUCCAGGCACAGAGGAGCAUUUGAACUGGCUUACACUGGCUUUGUGAAACUUACCGAAAUACUAAACAGGUGCCCCAAUGUGAGUCUGCAAAAGCUACCGGAGCAGUGGUUAUGGGAUGUUUUAGAGGAAAUUAAAUGCAGUGAUCCUUCAUCUAAACUCUGUGCUACAAGGCGCAGUGCUGGAAUUCCUUUCUACAUACAGGCGCUAUUGGCAUCUGAACCUAAGAAAGGCAAAAUGGAUUUGUUGAAAAUAACAAUGAAAGAGUUAAUCACAUUGGCUGGGCCUACAGAUGACUCACGGAGCACAGUCUCCCAGGUUCAUGCUUUAAAUAUCCUUAGAGCCUUGUUCAGAGAUACACGUCUGGGAGAAAAUAUUAUUCCGUAUGUUGCUGACGGAGCUAAAGCUGCAAUUCUAGGCUUUACAUCACCAGUCUGGGCAGUGAGAAAUUCAUCCACACUUCUUUUUAGUACCUUGAUCACAAGAAUAUUUGGAGUUAAAAGAGGAAAGGAUGAACUCUCCAAAAAAAAUAGAAUGACAGGAAGUGAAUUCUUUUCUCGUUUCCCAGAACUCUAUCCCUUUCUUCUCCAACAGUUGGAAGCUGUAGCUAAUUCUGUGGACAGUGAUACAGGAGAACUCAACCGUCAUCCAAGCAUGUUUCUCUUACUUUUGGUGUUGGGAAGACUCUACCCUUCCCCGAUGGACGGCACCUAUUCUGCUCUCAGCAUGGCGCCUUUCAUUCCGUUCAUUAUGAGAUGUGGUCGCUCACCUGUCUACCGCUCCCGUGAAAUGGCAGCUCGUGCCUUGGUUCCAUUUGUUAUGGUAGAUGAAAUCCCCACUACCAUCCGAACUCUGUUGGCCAAACUCCCCAACUGCACUGACCAGUGUUUCCGGCAAAACCAUAUUCAUGGGACACUUCUCCAGGUUUUUCAUUUGUUACAAGCCUGCACAGACUCCAAAUACAGACUGAAUGCAUACUUUCAGCAGCUGCUGGCUGACGUUGCUGUUUGUACCAGAGCCAAACUCUGGCUGGCCGAGAGGCAAAAUCCAUGUUUGGUGACCAGAGCUGUAUAUAUUGACAUUCUCUUCCUGUUGACUCGCUGCCUUGACAAACCCACGGAAGGCACAGAGCCAGCUGCGGAGCAUCUUAGCUUCUGGGAGGAUGUCAGAAGGAUCAUCUCAGGAUCAGAGCUGAUAACGGGAUUCCCCUAUACCUUCACAGUGCCAGGCCUGCCCCAGUACCUCCAGAGCCUCACCAAACUAGCCAUCGCCACAGCAUGGGCUGUGGCGGCCCAAGCUGGAGAGCAGGCAGGGACCAUUCCCAUCUUCUUCUCUCAGCUGUUGGAGUCUUCUUUCCCUGAAGUGCGCCUGCUGACGUUAGAUGCCCUGCUGGAAAGGUUCUCGACAGCAGCCUCUGGAUUAGGAGAGAAGGGACUGCCACCCUUGCUGUGGAAUAUGGGAGGGACAUUCUUGAUGUUGGCUAUGAAGGAAAAUCACCCAGAAUGCUUCUGCAAGAUACUGAAGAUUCUCCAUUGCAUGGACCCCAACGAGUGGCUUCCCCAGACGGAGCACUGUAUUCACCUUACCCCAAAGGAGUUCCUGAUCUGGACAAUGGAUAUUGCUUCCAAUGAAAGGUCUGAAAUUCAAAGUGUAGCUCUGAGACUUGCCUCCAGAGUGAUCGCCCACCACCUGCAGACGUGUGAGGAGACCAGGGACUCGGUGGCCCCCACACUGAAGUCGUGGGUUCAGUUGGUCGCCUUCUCCUGUGGAGAACACCUUCCCACAGAGUCCAGGCUCGCUGCUGCUGAAGCUCUCACCCGCACCACACCGUUCUUGCUCACCAGCCUCCAUCCCGUUCUUGGAUUGCAGGAUACACUUGCUCUCUGGAGAUGUGUCCUCACCCUCCUGCAGAGUGAGGAGCAAGCCGUCCGAGAUGCAGCCACGGGAACUGUAGUGACUGCCAUGUCACAAGGAAAUACCUACCAAUCAACAGAAUUUGCCUUCUGCCAGGUGGACGCUUCAAUUGCACUGCCUCUGGCCCUGGCUGUGCUGUGUGACCUGCUGCAGCAGUGGGACCAGCUGGCCCCUGGACUCCCAGUCCUGCUGGGAUGGCUGCUGGGAGAGGGUGAUGAUUUCGUGGUCCGCAUGGAAAGCAUGCAUCAGGUGGAAGACUACCUGUUUGAAAAAGCAGAGGUCAACUUUUGGGCUGAGACCCUAAUCUUUGUGAAAUACCUCUCUGAGCACCUCUUCCAGCUCCUCUCCAAGUCCAGCUGCAAAGCCCUCAGCCCCCAAAGCCUCCACCAUCUUCACAGAACAGCGUCAGAGCAGGACCACCUCCUCUCCCAGCUCUUCAGAGAGCUGCCACCAGCUGCUGAAUUUUUGAAGACAGUGGAAUUCACGAGACUGCGCAUUCAGGAGGAGAGGACUUCGGCUUGCCUGAGGCUGCUGGCCCUUUUGACAGGAAAGGAAAGGGAAGACACCCCCAUUCUCGGUGCUUCCGACUCUCCUGCAGAAGCGAAUCAGUUCACUCUUGUAAGAAAAGAAACGGCUUGUUGA
Messenger RNA from Odobenus rosmarus divergens (Pacific walrus), 5877 nucleotides. RefSeq names its product thyroid adenoma associated (gene THADA). Gene Ontology annotation, biological process: tRNA methylation. Gene Ontology annotation, cellular component: cytosol. Lineage: Eukaryota; Metazoa; Chordata; Mammalia; Carnivora; Odobenidae. The record is from RefSeq and is a predicted model, not a curated record. The transcript is spliced from 37 exons.